AUGCCUAUUUCAGUCAAUGGAUCGAGUGUGACACUUAACGACAUUAUACAAAAGAACUUCCGAGAGGAAUUUGCCGAAAGGAAGUUGGAGAAUGAUACAAUGACAAACUUUGGUGUUGAUUUGAUGCCACUCUUUGUCAUGGAUGUUGUCCUCCCAUUUCAGAAGUUCCUGCUACUCAUUUUUAACCUCGGUAUAGACUUAUGUCCAUGUGAUCCAUGUGUUGUGUUGUUUUUAUUGAAUAUUCAUAGAUUUUUGCUUGUACCAUCACUCAAACAACGGUUAAGGAGGAUAAGGCAAUCGUCGGAUGGGAAUGGUAGAUUAGUGUCACUGGUUAUCAUUGAUUCUUCAACAGGCUCAAUAGCUGAUUUUGAUUGUGAAGUGGAAAUUACCAAGUGUGAACCACUUCCAGAUGGACAUUUCUAUUUAAAGAUUGAAAGUGCCGACGGUUUCGUAUAA
Molecule: messenger RNA, 456 nt
Organism: Prunus armeniaca (apricot)
Lineage: Eukaryota; Viridiplantae; Streptophyta; Magnoliopsida; Rosales; Rosaceae
Source: the annotation of a GenBank genome assembly